AUGCGGGCGGGGAGCGGUGGCGCAUGUGGGCACGUGGUGUACCACGAGUGUGGGCACGUGGUGUACCACGAGUGUGGACACGUGGUAUACCACGAGUCUGGGCACGUGGUGUACCACGAGUGCGGGCACGUGGUGUACCACGAGUGCGGGCACGUGGUGCACCACGAGUGCGGGCACGUGGUGCACCACGAGUGCGGGCACGUGGUGCACCACGAGUGCGGGCACGUGGUGCACCACGAGUGCGGGCACGUGGUGCACCACGAGUGCGGGCACGUGGUGCACCACGAGUGCGGGCACGUGGUGCACCACGAGUGCGGGCACGUGGUGCACCACGAGUGCGGGCACGUGGUGCACCACGAGUGCGGGCACGUGGUGCACCACGAGUGCGGGCACGUGGUGCACCACGAGUGCGGGCACGUGGUGCACCACGAGUGCGGGCACGUGGUGCACCACGAGUGUGGGCACGUGGUGUACCACGAGUGUGGGCACGUGGCGUACCACGAGUGUGGGCACGUGGUGUACCACGAGUGUGAGCACGUGGUGUACCACGAGUGUGGACACGUGGUGUACCACGAGUGUGGACACGUGGUGUACCACGAGUGUGGACACGUGGUGUACCACGAGUGUGGGCACGUGGCGUACCACGAGUGUGAGCACGUGGUGUAUCACGAGUGCGAGCACGUGGUGUACCACGAGUGUGGGCACUGUGAGCACGUGGUGUACCACGAGUGCGGGCACGUGGUGUACCACGAGUGCGGGCACGUGGUGUACCACGAGUGCGGGCACGUGGUGUACCACGAGUGCGGGCACUGUGGGCACGUGGUGUACCACGAGUGUGGACACGUGGUGUACCACGAGUGCGGGCACGUGGUUUACCACGAGUGUGGACACGUGGUGUACCACGAGUGUGAGCACGUGGUGUACCACGAGUGUGGGCACGUGGUGUACCACGAGUGUGAGCACGUGGUGUACCACGAGUGUGGGCACGUGGUGUACCACGAGUGUGGGCACGUGGUAUACCACGAGUGUGGGCACGUGGCGUACCACGAGUGCGGGCACGUGGUGUACCACGAGUGCGGGCACGUGGUAUACCACGAGUGCGGGCACGUGGUGUACCACGAGUGCGGGCACGUGGUGUACCACGAGUGUGGGCACGUGGUGUACCACGAGUGUGGGCACGUGGUGUACCACGAUUGUGGGCACGUGGUGUACCACGAGUGCGGGCACUUAUCCACCGGCGUGUAA
This is a messenger RNA of Lethenteron reissneri (Far Eastern brook lamprey), 1245 nucleotides long. RefSeq names its product histidine-rich glycoprotein-like. The record is from RefSeq and is a predicted model, not a curated record. NCBI's taxonomy places the organism in Eukaryota, Metazoa, Chordata, Hyperoartia, Petromyzontiformes, Petromyzontidae.